ACUACUUCACACAUUCCGCAUUUGCUGAUCGGAUUGUCUACGACGCCAAUAAAUAGGUCUUUUGAAAACUUUUUGAAAAAACGGUGAAGUUAUUGACCCUUUGAAUUCAAUGGCAAGUAGAAUACCUUGGAAUAACUUUCGUAUGCCUCCUGGUGGUGGCCCUGCUGCUCGUGCUGCAGGUUUGGCAGUUGCAGGUAUAGCUACUGCUGCCAUUGGCUAUAAAUAUGGUUUAUAUAAUGUGGACGGUGGUCAUCGAGCGGUCAUCUUUAACAAGUUUACUGGAGUGAGACCCAAAGUGUAUGGAGAAGGAACUCACGUACGAAUUCCUUUCUUUGAUGUGCCUAUUAUUUAUGACGUACGAGCUAAACCAAGAAGCGUACAGUCUCUAACCGGCAGUCGAGACUUGCAAAUGGUUCAAAUCACACUUCGGGUACUCUCAAGACCUGAUCCAGAUAAAAUUCCCGUCAUUUAUCAAACUUUGGGAACUGAUUAUGAUGAGAGAGUUCUUCCCAGUAUCGUGAACGAAGUGUUAAAGUCGGUCGUAGCUCAGUUCAACGCGUCGCAGUUAAUUACGCAACGUGAACAAGUAUCGCGUUUGAUUUCAAGGAAUCUAAGGGAGAGAGCAAAAGAUUUCAAUAUUGUAUUGGAUGAUGUAUCGAUAACACAUUUAGCCUUUGGAAAAGAAUACACAGCUGCAGUUGAAGCCAAACAAGUUGCUCAACAAGAAGCAGAAAGAGCCAGAUUCUUUGUCGAAAAAGCCCAACAAGAUAAGAAAUCCAUUAUCAUUCGAGCACAAGGCGAGGCACAAUCUGCCAAAUUGAUAGGAGAGGCUAUGAAGAACAAUCCAGGAUUCAUCAAGUUGAGAAAAAUUGAAGCAGCAAGAGAUAUUGCAAAUACAAUUGCCAACUCUCAGAACCGCGUAUUUCUUAAUUCGGAUUCCUUGCAACUCAAUUUAGGAGAUGUCGAAACGGAAAGUACUUCUAGCUUUCAUGAAAUGGAAGAAGAAUUGAACAACGUCUCCAAACGAAAAUAAUCAAUCACAUAGCAUAGCAACCAUAGGGUUCAUUAUUAAGCUAGUUGAGCAUUGGCACUUUGUGUGGUAAUAAGUUGUCUUGGAGACAACAUAUCUGACUCGAGCAAUAAAAUAGUCAUUGCAAAGGAUAUAGUUAAAAGAAGCUUUUCAAAUAAAACAUAUAUACAAGCA
Molecule: messenger RNA, 1204 nt
Organism: Galdieria sulphuraria
Lineage: Eukaryota; Rhodophyta; Bangiophyceae; Galdieriales; Galdieriaceae
Product: prohibitin
Exons: 5
Coding region: 110-1033 (307 amino acids)
Biological process (GO): mitochondrion organization
Cellular component (GO): membrane; mitochondrion
Source: RefSeq, a predicted model, not a curated record